UUGCAGGUCCGGUGGCCUCCAGCUGAGACCCUCCCCAGGCUUCGUGGGCGCGUCCCCAGCGGGCAGCGAGGAGUAGGGUCGCCGCCGCGACCCCUGGCAAUCCGGUGGGCGGCCAGGAGGAAGAGGGCAGCGAAGCCAUGCGCGCCGGGGCCACGUCGGCGCCCAACGCGUCCUGGUGGGCACCGGCCAACGCCACGGUCUGCUCGGGCUGUGGCGCCAACGCCUCGGACGGCCGGGCCCCCGCGCCGCGGCCCGUGGACGCCUGGCUGGUGCCGCUCCUCUUCGCCGCGCUGAUGCUGCUCGGCCUGGCGGGGAACUCUCUGGUCCUUUUCGUCAUCUGCCGCCACAAGCAGAUGCGGACGGUGACCAACUUUUACAUAGCCAACCUGGCGGCCACGGACGUGACCUUCCUGUUGUGCUGCGUGCCCUUCACGGCCCUGCUCUACCCGCUACCCGCUUGGGUGCUGGGCGACUUCAUGUGCAAGUUCGUCAACUACAUGCAGCAGGUCUCGGUGCAGGCCACGUGCGCCACCCUGACGGCCAUGAGCGUGGACCGCUGGUACGUGACCGUGUUCCCGCUGCGCGCCCUGCACCGCCGCACACCGCGCCUGGCCCUGGCGGUCAGCCUCGGCAUCUGGGCGGGCUCGGCGACCGUGUCUGCGCCGGUGCUGGCGCUGCACCGCCUGUCGCCCGGGCCGCGCCCCUACUGCAGCGAGGCCUUCCCGAGCCGGGCCCUGGAGCGCGCCUUCGCCCUCUACAACCUGGCGGCGCUCUACCUGCUGCCGCUGCUCGCCACCUGCGCCUGCUACGCGGCCAUGCUGCGCCACCUGGGCCGCGCCGCCGCCGCCGGCGCCCUGCAGGGGCAGCUGCUGGCAGGGCGGGCCGGCGCCGUGCGGGCCAAGGUCUCACGGCUGGUGGCCGCCGUGGUCCUGCUCUUCGCCGCCUGCUGGGGUCCCAUCCAGCUGUUCCUGGUGCUGCAGGCGCUGGGCCCCGCGGGCGCCUGGCACCCACGCAGCUACACGGCCUAUGCGCUCAAGAUCUGGGCGCACUGCAUGUCCUACAGCAACUCGGCGCUGAACCCGCUGCUCUACGCGUUCCUGGGCUCCCACUUCCGGCAGGCCUUUCGCCGGGUGUGCCGCCGCGGCCCUCCGCCGCCCCGCAAGCCCCGGGGUUCCGCCGCCCCCUCCGCGGAGCUGCGCCGCCCGGCCGCCCACCCCGCGGCCGCCGGGACCCCGAAGCCAGGGAGCGGUGCGGGUGUCCCGAGAGGGCACGGAGUCUGUGUGUCCUGAGGGCGCGUGCUGCCCCUCUCUGGGCAGCUUCUGCGGGGACAGAGCUAGGCCCCUCCGGGACGGGGGCUGUUUGAGCAGCAGCUGGUAUGUGGUUAUUAAUAUCUUUGUUUCUGUGCAAGACAAUCAUAGUGAGAAUGUUCUGUCCCCCGUGUCCCCUUUGCUGGGCUGUUUGCUCCCACGGAUGCCGUAAAUACCGAUUUCUGUGUUUCCUGAAACUGAAGACUCUUUGAUACGGGCACUCUCGGGAACUUCUCCCCAAAGCACCGACAGACACUCUUCACACACUGCCUUGCGAUUGUAGCGUUGUCAGCUUCAUCCCAUUUUCAGAACUAUUAAAAUGUGAACAGCGCAUGAUUUUUAAAUUGCUGAAAUAAAGUAGUAUUACUGCCA
Suricata suricatta (meerkat) is the source of this 1679-nucleotide messenger RNA. RefSeq names its product KISS1 receptor (gene KISS1R). Gene Ontology annotation, biological process: neuropeptide signaling pathway. The record is from RefSeq and is a predicted model, not a curated record. Lineage: Eukaryota; Metazoa; Chordata; Mammalia; Carnivora; Herpestidae. The transcript is spliced from 5 exons. Gene Ontology annotation, cellular component: membrane. The coding region runs from base 138 to 1289 and encodes 383 amino acids. Gene Ontology annotation, molecular function: G protein-coupled peptide receptor activity.